Patiria miniata (bat star) is the source of this 1696-nucleotide messenger RNA. Its product is annotated as monocarboxylate transporter 11-like. Bases 233 to 1441 code for a protein of 402 amino acids. Lineage: Eukaryota; Metazoa; Echinodermata; Asteroidea; Valvatida; Asterinidae. Gene Ontology annotation, biological process: transmembrane transport. The transcript is spliced from 4 exons. Gene Ontology annotation, molecular function: monocarboxylic acid transmembrane transporter activity. The record is from RefSeq and is a predicted model, not a curated record.
GUGUAUAGGCUACUAGCUAAUAUAAUUCCGCCGCAGUAUCAUGGAAGUCAUUCUGUACGAAUAACUGAUUAACCUCCACGCAUGUAUAUUGCACCUAAAGUAAAGCAGCCUCCCGCAGGGGUUUACCUGUACAUGAAUCGAAAGUGGAACAUAUUGGCACAUUUAUGAAUUCUUCGUUUACUCCUGAAUUCAUAUUGAACUUCGCUCGUCACAGACCGAGACUUUAUUCAGUAUGGCCGCAGACAGGUGUCAAAACGAAUCAGCGAAUCGUCACUACGAAGAAGGUGGCUGGGGAUGGAUCGUUGUCAUUGCUACUUUUACAGCAGAGAUGAUCGUGUUUGGAAACAUAAAAGCACUGGGUGUGUUUGUGGAAACUAUAGCGAAGGAGUUUGACACUGAUCUCUGGUUAACUGGAUGGGUGGCAUCCCUGUCACUUGCCGUGCAAUUGUUGAUGGGUCCACUUCUUUUACCACUACUGCGCAUGUUCGGUUGUCGCCCAGUCUUGCUGUUGAGUGGUGUCAUGGCAACCGUGGGCUACAUUUUGGCCGCGCAGUCUCAUACUUUCGUCGAGUGGGGCGUGUUCGUCGUGUGUUUUGCAGGGCUUGGCUCGGGUUGUUUUAUUUACGCACUUGUGUCCCUCCUCGCAACAUACUUCAAAAAGUACUAUCCUCUGGUUGUACUCAUUGGGGAUCUUGGUAUGUCGUGUGGAACUUUGAUUUACGGUCCCAUCACCCAAGUUCUCCUCGAUACCUACGGUUGGAGAUGGGCCAUGAUGAUCAUUGCAGGCUUAACGUUCCAUCUGGUUCCAGUGGCAGCGGUAGCUAAAACAUCCAACGUGGACAGAGAUCAACAGAGUUAUCAUCGUAUUCCGCAAACUGUAGAGAGAAGUCCAAGUAACACUUCACCACGUCUACAAAAGUCUGCUGAAGAUGAACAUUGCUGCAGCAAAAUGCUAGCCACCUUUGACUUUGGGGUUUUAACUGAUGUUCGUUUCUUAUUGGUGUCUCUGGCGUGUUGCGUGGUGGCAUUUUGCUUCGUAGGAUGGGCAGUAUACGUCGUUCCACACGGAAUCGAUCAGGGACUAUCUCCUAUGCAGGCAUCUUUCCUACCAACAUCAUUUGCUGUGGGUAAUAUAAUUGGAAAGUUAGUGGCAACUCUCUUUGUACAGAUUGAGCUUGUCCAAGCCCGAUGGGCCAUGUGCAUCGGGGCUCUGUUGGCUAGUAUUUUCUUCUUCGUGGACCCAUUUAUGGCGUCCUAUGCUGGUCUCUUGAUAGUGACUAUGGUUAUAGGAACAGGAAACGCCAUAUGCAAUACAGUUAAGCUCCUCCUAUUUCGGAAUAUGACGUCAGAUGAUCGACUGCUUGGCAUGUUAAUGUGGCAAGGAUUGUUCCUAGGAUUCAGCGAUGUUUUAUCCGGCUUUGCUUCAGGUAAAUAUCUUUAAAAAUAGUGCCAACUAAAAACGAAAACGUGUAUGACUUUGGUCGAAUGCUGUGUAUGUAAAACGAAGAUGUGUAAACUGAUGAAAAAUCUCGUGGAAGGAAACAAGUAAACUAAUAAUAGAAGGGAUUGUUACACUUUGAAGCGUUGAUUGCUGGGAGCGACACUUCAGCAUCUUGCGUGCGCGCUGUCAUAAAUCCGCCGGAAGCCAUUUUCUGUGGUGGCUGCAGGCUCGCGCGAGUCGCGCUCAGGUAGUACA